Megalobrama amblycephala (Wuchang bream) is the source of this 2152-nucleotide messenger RNA. RefSeq names its product serine palmitoyltransferase, long chain base subunit 1 (gene sptlc1). The transcript is spliced from 15 exons. Gene Ontology annotation, biological process: sphingosine biosynthetic process; ceramide biosynthetic process. NCBI's taxonomy places the organism in Eukaryota, Metazoa, Chordata, Actinopteri, Cypriniformes, Xenocyprididae. Gene Ontology annotation, cellular component: endoplasmic reticulum. Gene Ontology annotation, molecular function: serine C-palmitoyltransferase activity; pyridoxal phosphate binding. Bases 57 to 1475 code for a protein of 472 amino acids. The record is from RefSeq and is a predicted model, not a curated record.
GCGAUGGCGCCUCAUAUUAAUCAGGAAGACGCACUCAGUCAUGUGACUCAGUCAAAAUGGCGUCGGGGCAACAGUGGGUGUUGGUAGAGAUGGUACAAGCUUUCUACGAGGCACCAGCAUAUCAUUUGAUUUUAGAAGGUAUUCUCAUUUUAUGGAUUAUCAGACUGCUGUUUUCCAAAACAUAUAAACUUCAGGAGAGAUCAGACCUCACAGAAAAGGAGAAAGAGGAGUUAAUUGAGGAGUGGCAGCCUGAACCGCUGGUUACUCCCGUAUCGAAAGACCAUCCUUCCCUUAAUUACGAUGUGGUCACAGGCCCUCCAAGCCACAAAAUCAUUGUAAAUGGGAAAGAGUGCAUUAACUUUGCCUCAUUUAACUUCUUGGGUCUGCUCGACAAUGAGCGUGUGAAGUUGAAGGCUUUGGCGUCACUAAAAAAAUACGGUGUGGGAACUUGUGGACCAAGAGGAUUCUAUGGGACCUUUGAUGUUCAUCUGGAGUUAGAAGAACGCUUGGCAAAGUUCAUGAGAACAGAGGAGGCUAUCAUCUACUCAUAUGGCUUCGCCACCAUCGCCAGUGCCAUUCCUGCUUACUCCAAGAGAGGAGACAUCAUCUUUGUCGACGAGGCAGCAUGUUUCUCCAUUCAGAAAGGCCUCCAGGCUUCACGCAGCUUCAUCAAAUACUUCAAACACAAUGAUAUGGAGGAUCUAGAGCGCCUUCUGAAGGAGCAAGAGAUUGAAGAUCAGAAGAAUCCACGUAAGGCGAGAGUAAUCAGACGGUUCAUUGUAGUCGAGGGACUCUAUAUCAACACUGCAGAUAUCUGCCCACUACCUGAACUGAUAAAACUGAAGUACAAAUAUAAAGUACGAAUCUUUUUGGAGGAGAGCAUGUCUUUUGGAGUGCUUGGAGAACAUGGAAGAGGGGUCACAGAGCAUUUUGGGGUCAAUAUUGAUGAUAUUGACCUCAUAAGUGCCAACAUGGAGAAUGCGGUGGCAUCCAUUGGAGGUUUCUGCUGUGGACGAUCAUUCGUUAUUGAUCAUCAGCGUUUGUCAGGUCAGGGUUACUGUUUCUCAGCAUCCCUUCCACCCAUGCUGGCCGCUGCUGCUAUUGAAGCCCUGAACAUCAUGGAGGAAGAUCCAGGCAUUUUCAGGGUUCUGCAGGAGAAGUGCAAACACGUCCACAAAGCACUGCAAGGGACUCCAGGAUUGAAGGUGGUGGGAGAGUCUUUAGCUCCGGCUCUCCAUCUACAGCUGGAAAACAGCACAGGAUCCAGAGCAAAUGACUUGAAGCUGCUCCGAUCAAUCGUCGAUUACAGUUUGGACAGACGGAUCGCGCUGACUUUGGCUCGAUACCUGGACAAAGAAGAGCGAUUUCUUCCACCGCCAAGCAUUAGAGUAGUUGUCACCGUCGAGCAGACGCAGGAGGAAAUCGAGAAAGCAGCGCAAUGCAUUCGAGAAGCAGCUGUAAACCUCCUGAAAUGACGUUAACGCAUCAACAUGUCCAUCACACACCACGAAGCUUUAAAUGUGUCAUUGACCUGAGAUCAGCAGAGACAUGAAAGUGAGAGUCAUCCUGCCUGAUGGUUCUAUGACCUUUGGCCCUGAAGACCUCAACAACACACUGAUUGAACCCGUUUCUGUUAUAUUUAUGUUUUUCCGUACUUGGUGUACAGAUAAUGUGGAUUAUUUUAGUCUCCAUUUCACAUUGAAAUAAAUGCAGAGCUGAUUUUUCAUGCUGUUUGCAGUUGUUGUGCACCAUCAAACCUGUUUAUGAUCUGUUCAAUGCCUUGAAUAAUGAUGGGAGAUCUUAACUAAUCAGUAAACAUAGCAUAAAAUGUAAAGUAACUUUUUAUACACUAGUAUUUACAUGUUACCUUUGACCAAAGAGUUGCUUCUUUACCACAUUUCAAAAUGUUCAUGCACUGCGUAUGAAUUGUGUUCGUUCUCUAGCUGUGAGGAAUUGUACAUUCUCAAUAAUACAGUUAAUCUUAUGUGGACUUUUUCGGUAACAGUGCAGUGUGAGUGUUAUAGAGCAAAAGCUCACACACAGAUAUCAAAUAUGAUCAAAUAGUUUUGAUUCAGUGAUUGUAAUUAUGUCAAAAUGUGACUUUGUUUUUAAGCGAAAUUCAGGAAUAAAAUACAUUUCUUUAUACAAAGUA